CUUAAAUACUUCCGGUUUUAUACAAUCAAUAAGUAUACAAAAAAUAUUAAAAUGUUUACAAAAAUACCAUUAAUUUAAUAAUCGAUUUGGUUGGUUGUUCUUUAUCUUCUAUUUAUUUACUAUUUACAUAGGUAGUUUUUAAAGCUUUUUAUUUUUGCCGCCUUCGCGUUUUGUACUAUCGUGCCUUGGUCGUACCAGAUAUUAGAAUAGGGGUACGUAACCUAGCAACCAACCAAAACUGACACACAGUAAACCAAACCAAUAAACAAGGGAAAUGUAAAAGAAGUUUACUAGAUUAAUUUUAAUUUUGAUGCUUUGAUAACCUAUCUGGAAUGAAUUUGAAAUGUCGAAAGAAAAUUCAAAACUGAGGCUGCUCGGUUCGCCUGUGAAUCUGACUUAUAGAAGCAAGAAAAAAGACGACAAACGAAAUAUACGUAAUCGACCCCGGUCGGCGUUACAAAAUUCUUGCUUUACUCCGGAUCUUCCAGAAAAAUACAAAAGACCAUUUUCAGCUGAUGCAAAAGAACGAGUACCAUCAACAAGGAUAUUCCUGAAAGCUUUUAGUGCUGAGCUACUGCAGUCUUAUAAUAGUUCUCCUGUUAACUUAAAAGUAGUGCCCCCUACAACAGACCUUCUUGGCGAACCAAAAACUCCUAAAUCUAUAAGGAAAGAUAAGGACGUAUGUAGCAAUGCCUCUGAUUACGGAUCCGAGGAUACUUUCAUUAGUUUAGGCACGAAAAUAAAAGCCAAAGCUCAAGUGACCCCUAAACAAAAAACAACUGGUGCAAAAAACCAUUUGAAAUACAGAAAUAUAGUCAGGAAAAAUCGCAAGCCAAUGGAUAAUGUUAAUGAAGAUAAAAUUGAACAUGACUAUGGCUUAGAAAUAAAAAUAACUGAAAGGACACCAACAUCUCCAUCUCUAGUCAAAAAAGAUGACGUCGGUAUGUUUUAUGGUCGUAGUAGUUCACCGACAUUUAAAACUAAUUCAUAUGAAUCAUACUUUCUUCCUUUGGAAAUGGACAGAAAAGUAGAUAAUAAGCCUGUAGAAAAGCAGUCUUUUAGCGAUCCUAAUAUACAAGCGGAGGUUGAACAAGCCAUAGAUACUUACUCAAGGCGGCUUACACUUACGAAACAACAACUGUCUCUUGUAGAAGAGGAAUCUACUCAAGACUUAGAAAGUGUACCAUCGCAAAACUUAUCGAGUUUAUCACCAGAAAAUUCACUUGAUAAUAAAAAUUCAAAAAGUAAUAAUGUCGAAAAUCUCACUCGUCGUAAUUCUUUCAUAGAAGAUAUAAAAGAUAAUGUGUAUACAAAGAAUCGAAAUGUCACCGGAGAACCAAGAACUUAUAAUAGUUUCUAUGAUGAUUUUCAUUCCAGCAAUUUCGAUACUUAUAAAAGAAAAAUGUCGAGCACUAUUGUUCAUACUGAUUCUUCUUCUAAGGAUUCAGGUUACCCUGACAGUGGUGCCAACGAUGAAAAAUUAUUUCGCCAGAACUAUUCUUUACCGCCUACUACAAAUUCCGUUUUGAAAAAGUCUAAUUCGCACACAAGUAUUGAAGACCAACCCAAAAGUUUAGACAGCGCUUCUACGAGCAGUAAUGAUAAAUAUUAUCAUAAAACUUAUCCAUUAGAUAAAAAAUGGUCUGAGCCCUUAAAUCAUAGCCGCUUAUUGUAUAAAGAUUUUUUUAUAAAGAAAGAAGGGCACAUAGCUUUUCCACCACACAAUUCACCUAACAAACAUGAUGGUAAUAAUAUACCCGGUAGUAAUGGACCAGCGAAUAUUAAAGAUAAUAAGAAAUUCAAUGCUGACUUAGAUUAUCCACCAUACUUAGCCAACAGUACAACUAAAGCAUAUACAUCUAAAGUGAUUGAAGAUUAUAAAAAAGAAUUAGAGGCAAUAAAUAACUUGCAUGAGUUAACGCUUAAAGAUUUGAAAACAGAUGCUAUAUCUCCAACUCCCAUGAACAUUGAUAAAAUGUUUGAACAAAACUCUGGUUACUUUGUAGAAAGUAAGGUAGAUGAUAAAAAAGAAAAUGCCGUUGAAAGUAAUAAUUUAAACGAGUCUGCGCGUAAUAUUAAUAGUACAAAAGAAAAUGAUAAACGUGAUAUCUCAAAAAUAUCUACUAAAGAACUCAUACAAAAUUAUUUCAAAGUUAAAGAGGGGGAUUACGGUAAAGAAUAUGAACCUAAAAAUUUGCGGAAGUUUGAUAAAACACCUACUAAUAACUCUUUGACUAACAGUACUUCCAAACUCGAAGAAAAUUCGGCAACUGGUAAACAAAAUUGGAAUAAUAAGAAUAUGAAAAGAGUUACUAAUAGCAAAACCAUACCUGUUAAUAUAAGGAACCAAACUCAGAGGAAUAUAUACAUUACACGGAUUCCUUUAUCUGCCAGGAUAGAAAGCGUACAAAAUGAUAAAGACAUUGACUCCUGGAUGUCGUUAUCGGCACCUUCACCAAGAUUACUUGAUAUUGAAGAGACAGAAGCAAUUCAAGAUUCUGCACGAACGGCGAGGAACGCAAAACUCGAAGAAGCAGCUAAAAAUGAAACAGCAGUACUUUUAACGCCAUCUCUUUCAGAGAAAAAAGAUGAUGCUCCAAAAGUUACAGAUUUGAAUUCCAAAUCCACUGUGUUUGAUAUAUAUACCAUGUUAAAAGAAAUCGAGAGCUAUGGCGAAAAUCCAGUUACAGCUGUUGCUAGUAUAGAUGUUGCCAAUGUUGAAAAUGUCGCAGAACCUAAUAAAGAAGAAAAUACUCCUGCCAAGGAUAAUUUUCUAGAAAUAUUUGAAUUUUUAGAAAAAGUAGAACAAAGUGCCAACGACGCCCUGUCUGUAGUCACAAGCACGACCCCUCAAACUAUACCCAAAUUGGAGUCUUUGCUGAAGUUGCCGCAAACUGAGCUAGCGCAGCGUCUGGUUACUGCGUCGCUUCAGCUCGAGGAGCGCUCGUGCUGCAUCGCCCUGCUGCAGGAGAGUCUCACCAACCAUAAGGAGCAGAUGGUUACAAAAGUGAGCAACUUGGAGAAACAGUCUAUUCGGAAUAUAGCCAAAGUGAAACAAGAAUGCGAAGAAACCAUAAAGAGGCAUCAAAAUUUUAUUGAUCAGCUAAUAAACGACAAGAAGACCUUAAAUCACCGCAUAGAACAACUAGUAGACGAGAGACGAGCGCUAGAAGAACGUUGGAAGCGGUCGGCGCAAGCGCUCGAAGAACGCUACAAGCUAGAACUGCGAAAUCAACACGACAAGAUGGCCGCCGCGCAACAGGUCGCUAGACAGCGCUGGGUUCGACAGAAGGCGGAGAAAAUCAAAGAGUUGACAGUGAAAGGACUAGAAGGAGAACUAAGAGAGAUGGCUGAACGCCAGCAGAAGGAGAUAUCUGAUCUGAAGAUGUCACACGCGGAACAAUGUGGGAGGAUGCAGGCGAAGCAUUCGGCCGACUUGGAGGCGCUCAGAAGGAAUCUAGAAGAUGAGAAGGAAGCUGCUCUGGUUAAAGAGAGGCAACUGGCUAGCUCCAGGUUAGAGAAGCAAAUUCUCGAGUUGGAGGUGACUUACCAAGAACAAAGGUCGCGGCUCGUAGCCGAGAUGAGAGCGGAGAACGAACGCGCCGCCGCCACUGUGGCCGCGGCCGCGGACAAUCAGCGGAGACAGGCGGAGAAAUGGAAAGAAGAGCAAGAAAAGCUAUUGGAAGAGAAAAGGCUGAAAUUAGAAGAAGAAAUUGCCAUGGAGAAGGAAAAACAUGGGGAACAAUUGAAGAUAAAAGAGAAAGACUUAGAAGAUCGCUUCGAGCAAUUCAAGAAGGACUUCGAGGCGGAACAGCAGCUGAUUCUGAAACGGAAGACAACGGAGAUAACCGCGCAGCAGAAGUUAGAGCGGGACAGGGAGAUCGAGCGGGCCAUAGAGAGCAUGGAGACGGAAGCGCAGGCGGCUAGGAAGGAACUGCAGGAAGCUAUGAGACGCAACAAGGAGCAAUACGAAGCUGAGCUGAAGGAAUUAGCGGAGACGGAACAAGCCACCCUACGGCGAUACCAGGAUGUGCAAGCAAGAGUGAGAUCCACUGAAAACAGAUGUGCUGAACUCGAAGUUACAAUCAGUCAAUUAGAAACACGCAACAAGGUUUUAGUUGAGAAAAAUUCGCAACUCGAAGCUCGUAUCGAUGAGAUUAAAACGAACUGCGAUGAGUCGUGGCGGAAAAAGGUGGAAGACCUCCACCGCGACGUGGACGCGAUGAAAAAGACGCACGAGGAACAGAUGCACCAACUAUAUGCCAAGGUGAAAGUGGCUGUGGCCCGAAAAGAUUCCGCGAUACAAGCACUGACUCGCGAAGCCGCCAAAUAUCAAGAGAAGGUGGCUUUACUGGAACAAAAGCUGCAGCAGCAGCGGAAGGACUUCCUCAAACACAAGUGAAAUGACACUGACAAGGUUUAACAUUAUGCCCUCUAGUUUUUGUUUUAAGCAUUUAACUGCUAAAUGUUUAUUAUGCCCUCUAUUUAAUAUUCAACAACUAAUCUGACCCCACUUUCCUUCCCCUUUAUUAAAAACAGAGACUAAGUUUGGAUUAUUUUAGUUUAUAGUACUAUUUUUUUAUAUAUAUAAUUUAUUCAUGACAAUGGAUACAAGUCCUUCAGUCGUAUACAUAAAUACAAAUCUUAAUCUUCUUUUUUUUAACAUUAGAAUGUCGGUGGGACACAUUCUAUUGUUUCUCGGAGUGUUUGGCACGAAAUGUAUCGAGUUGGUUUUUUCGAUAAGCUUCUGUGAGGUAGUCAACACUACAAUAAAGUUCUCACGUCCACUUGACCGGAAUAGAGUAUAUUUUAAAGAUUCCACUAAUUCUUCAGUUGCGCAGAUUGUUGUAACACGAAACCACACCAAUUUUAUUUCACAAUAUCCACUAUGAACGAAUUUAAGAAUAGUUAAAAUAAGACGUCAACCGCACUCGAUGAAAUCCCGCCAAAAACUCUUAUAGUACUAUAGUAGCGUUGCCAUCUGAAAAAAAACAGAAAACCAGACUUUCCCGCUAAAUGAAUAACUUCUGGGUCUCACGGCCGGUGGGACGCCAAAUAAAGUGUUUUUUAACUAAAUGUUUAAAUAAAACACAUGUAUUUUAUAAGAAGGUUAUAAUAGGUUUUAUUCCUUUUUAAUUGCAUAUUUAGCCAAGUGUAUGCAGCUUGCUUGCCUCAAAAGAAAAUAAGCCUAAUAAAAGCCGGACGGGCCGGACGUAGUAAAAUUGGCCCGGACAAGAGAUCAAAAUGUCUGACACUGUCCGGCUUUAUCCGGCUACGCUACACUUGAGUGGUAUGAAAAAAACACGGCGUAAAUAGACUAAGCUUUAUUCCUCGUGUUGAAUAAGGGGGGUUGAGUGUAAGAGUCCAGAUUUUGAUUAUAUACACGCCUUGAUACCGUUGAAAUGGCCCAAAAAAUCCUUUAAAUACUUCAGAGAUAUGCGCGUCGCUUAACACGCACAAUCACUGCUUUCAAAAAAAAACGAGCGAGCCUUACAGUAGUCGCGUAUGAUGUGUAACAUUUGAAACCUCACCUUAUAUUAGUAAAAAAAGAAAUAAAACCUACUACAAAAGCAAUAAGCCAUUUGAACAUCUUGUUCUAUAAUCGAAUCAAACAGCGGGCGCUUGCCAAACUUCCUGUUACGCACUUCCGUCCCACUUCAUGUAAUCACUCCCACAAAUUGCACGAAAGCGAGUGGAAAGAUGUUACACAUCAAAAACACGGCGUAUGUAGUCUAAGCUAUUUCCUCGUUUAUUAAUUAGGCGGCUUGAGUCUAGAGUCUAGAUUUUGACUAAUACGCCUUGAUACCGUUGUAACGGCCCAAAAAAUCCUCUAUAAUACUCAAUGCAGAUAUGUUCGUCGCUACACACGCACACAUUGACUGCUUUUAAACAAUCUGACGUUAGAGUCACGCACACAUAACACGUUACAACAUGUUACACAUAACACGUAACAUGAGCUGUUUUAUUUGCGUGUUUUAUAUGGAUUGUUCCUAUCUAUAAUUAUAGAUAUUAUUAUUAUAUAUCUAUUCAACUUCCUCUAUGACAAGAGGUAACCAAGUAAACAUAUAUCUAAAGAAAUUUUUACUAGAAAAAAAUACACGCGGACCAUUCGGCAGACUGGAUUCCAACCCGGCACCCUCCGCUAUCCGGGCGGAUGCAGUGACCAUUAUGCUACCGCGGCCCUUUUUUAUUGUUGGGAAAUGCAUGACGCAUAUGCCACCCCUUUUUUUUUAUUACGCCGGUAAAAAAUCUUUUUACAGACGACGGCGCCUGUAACGGACCUCACACCUUGCUCCCGCAAGUCUUACGGACCCCCCAGUGACUGCCCACCUGCGACCCCGCUACCCUUUAAACCGGGAGCUUUACGGCAUAAUAUCCGCUAAAAAAGUCCUGCGAAUACCUUCACUACUGCCUGAUGCGGAGCCGCGGGAUCCCCUUGGUGGGAUUUCUCCGCAUCCCCGCACCUAGCAGCCUCCCGGCCUAGCCGGGGCUCCACGGCAGGGGUUUCCCGAGGUACUGCGGGGACCCCGUAGACGUGCGCAGGUAGGCCCGCGCAUGGGGGCUGGGUACGCGGCCUAGUGCCCACCAAUAUGCCACCCCUGGGUGAGAGACAGAGUUAUGUGGGACUCCUCCCGCUCAGCCAGACCGGCUCAGCGGCUGCUCGGGAUGAUGAGAACUACUCACUAAAAACCCACAUUGCUUCCUCGCUUGCCGGAACGGGUUUCGUGGGAUCCUGGUGACUCUCCACGUUAGGGUUCCCCCGGCAGGGGUUCCUCCUCCUCAGUGUUGCCAUCAAGUUUGACAGAGUUGCCGUAUUCGAUACGUCAGAUUGCGAUAUUAACUAAAUUAUUUAUUAAAAUUUAUAGGUAGUUAGUAACUAAUUAAUAGUAACUUUUUUUUUUUUUUUUUUAUAGAUAGGUCCGACAAAUGACUCCACUUCACCUUAUGUUAAGUGAAGGUGAAGUCCAGACGUGACG
This is a messenger RNA of Chilo suppressalis (striped riceborer), 6977 nucleotides long. Lineage: Eukaryota; Metazoa; Arthropoda; Insecta; Lepidoptera; Crambidae. The record is from the annotation of a GenBank genome assembly.